ACCACCGUUCAUAGACGAAAUUUAGGACGCAAAAUCCAAGGGGGCGGAGGUCAACGUCAAACACCAAGAUAUCUUCCACACCAAAAAUGGCGAAAAAGGGCAAGAACACGAGCAGCGCCCCGGCGCCGACUCCGGCUCCAGCAGUUGGCAAGUCCAACAACAAGAAGGAUGCCAAGAAGCCACCAGCCGAAGGCGACUUCAUCGUCUUCACCAACUCGGAUAAAGACCGCAAGGGACGACGAGGAGGCGGCGGCGGCGGCGGACCCUCCAAUCCCGGCAACAACAGCAGCAGCAGCAGCAAUACCGCCAACGCCCCGGAUGGCGGCAACGCAGACGGACCCCCCCGGCCAACGGCGCGGCAACUGAUCGGCGGGGCCUCCUGGACGGGGAAGCUUCCCGUUAACCUGCUGUCAGAGCACUGCCAGCGGCAGAAGUGGGAAAAGCCGGACUACCACACGAUCAAGACCAAGGAAGGCUUCUCGGUGCUGGUCAGCCUGGCGGCCAAGAACCCCAAGACCAACGAGGUCACCAAGCUGCCGCCCUUCAAGCUGCCGCCCUCGCACGUGCACCUGGCGUUCAAGCCGACGGCGCUCGAGGCGAAGCAUUUCGCGGCCACGUACGCGCUGUACCGCGUGUGCAGCAUGAAGAACCUGCACCUGACCCUGCCGCCGGACUACAAGGCGCUGUGGAAGGACUUCGAGGCGCUGAAGAAGGCCGACGUCAAGGAAGGGCGCGCGUGGAUGUACGAGGCCGAUCCGUUCCAGGCGGCGCGCGAGCGCGACGAGGCGAAGGCCGCGGCCGAGAAGAAACGCGCGGCUGCGCAGGCCCAGGCGCAGAAGGCUGCUGCCGACGGGGCGGGGCAGCCGGGGCCGGCUUUCAGGGGAGGAGGAGGAGGAGGGAAUGUGAUGAGGGGAUGGGCGACGGUGCCCAAGAUUGAGAUGGGCAAUAAGACGCGGUCGCAGCUCGAGGACCUGCUGCGGCGCGAGACGCUGUGGAACCCCCACGGCGUGGUCAUGACGCCGGCGCAGAAGGGGGCUGUCGUGCGCGAGUUCAAGGAGCUCGGCUUCCGGCAGAGCCACGUCGAAGAGGCGGUCGAGGAGUGCAAGGACCGCGAGGAGACGCUGGAGUGGCUGCUGGUGCACAUCCCCGAGGACGAUCUGCCGAGGUGGGCCCUGCCGGAGCGGUACAGCGCCGGAGUGACCGUGGCGGCCACCGAUCUGCGGAGGGAGGGCGUGAUUCAGCGUCUGUCGCAGUCGGGCUACUCGGUCGAUCUCUGCCGCAGGAUCCUCGACGCAAACGGCGGCGACGAGGGCAGGGCCGCUGAGGCGCUGCAAGGGCUGCUGCUGUCCAGCGGAUCAGGUGGCCGAGAUGUGCCUCAGGAAGAGGAGGUCGAGUCGUGGAGGAGUCCGGACGAGUCUUGGGACGAUGAGAUGGCCACGCUCGAGGCGAGCUUUGGAGACAAGUUCUCGCGCACGUCCGCCGAAGUGUGCCAGAUACAGCUCGAGUCGGUGGCGAACGGGCGCAAUACCGAUGUCGAGACGUACCUGCAGUUCAGAAAGUCGCCGCAGUAUCCCUCGCAGGUCAUCUUGUCCAUCUUGGCGCCGCUGCCGGCGUACAUCAAGCUGAGCGUCAUCAAGAAGGCGCUCGCUUAUGCCAGCGAGUCCCUGCAGGGAGAGGAGAUGAAGAUUUACUUCCUCGUCAGCUGGGUGCAGGAGAACAUCAAUGAGAUCAUCGAGAAGCCAGGCGCUCUCCGGGAUGUGGCUGCCGUGUCCUCAGCCGCGUCCGAAGAGCCGGCCGCUGUUGUUAUCAGGCGGGCACGGAGACGGCCCCGAUACCCAAAGCCAAUCAACUGGACGCCGAAUCCCCAGAGCAGACAAGAGUGGUUGGCACGGACGGAGGCGCCAGGCUACAAGAAGAUGCUUUCCCAGCGGGAGCGGCUGCCGGCGUGGCAGGUCAGAGCCGAUGUGGUCCAGACUGUGAUGGAAAACCAGGUCACCAUCAUCUCCGGAGAGACCGGUUCCGGCAAGUCUACGCAGUCCGUCCAGUUCAUCCUGGACGACCUGUACAGCAGAGGGCUCGGCAACGGGGCGAACAUCGUCGUGACGCAGCCGCGCCGAAUCUCGGCCCUCGGCCUUGCCGACCGUGUCGCCGAGGAGCGGUGCACGCAAGUCGGCCAAGAAGUGGGCUUCUCUAUCCGUGGCGAGACUAAGACGGGGCCGGACACCAAGAUCACCUUCGUGACCACUGGCGUUCUGCUCCGACGCCUCCAGACGUCCGGCGGCCGAGUGGAGGACGUGGUGGCUUCGCUGGCCGAUGUCAGCCAUGUUGUGAUCGACGAGGUCCACGAGCGCAGCUUGGAUACCGACUUCCUGUUGAGCAUCGUCCGCGAUGUGCUCUACAAGCGGCGCGAUCUGAAGCUCGUCUUGAUGAGUGCCACCCUUGACGCUGCGUCGUUCCGGGACUACUUCAUGGCGGACGGACAGGACGUCACGGUUGGCAUGGUCGAGAUCUCGGGCCGCACCUAUCCGGUGCAGGACUACUACCUGGAUGAUGUGAUCCGUAUGACGGGCUUCAGCGUCGGGAACAGGAAUGACAACGAUUACUACGACGACGGGUUUGGCACCCCUUCCGGCGAGCAGCAGACGGACCCCGUCAACAAGAUCAUCCAGAAGCUUGGCACGCGUAUUAACUAUGACCUGCUCGUGGAGACGGUCAAGGGCAUCGACGAAGACCUGUCGUCGAUGCAGAAAGCCGGCGGCAUCCUGAUCUUCCUGCCCGGCGUGGCCGAGAUCAGCCGCGCCUGCAACGCGCUGCGGUCAGCCCCCUCGCUCUACGUGCUCCCUCUUCACGCGUCUCUGGAGACCCGAGAGCAGAAGAAAGUCUUCUUCCCGCCGCCGCCCGGGAGGAGGAAGGUUGUUGUGGCCACCAACGUGGCCGAGACGUCCAUCACCAUCGACGACAUUGUCGCCGUCGUCGACAGCGGGCGCGUCAAGGAGACCUCCUUCGACCCGGCCAACAACAUGCGCAAGCUCGAGGAGACAUGGGCGUCGCGGGCGGCGUGCAAGCAGCGGCGCGGGCGUGCGGGCCGUGUGCAGGCCGGCAAGUGCUACAAGCUCUACACGCGCAACCUUGAAUCCCAGAUGGCCGAGCGGCCCGAGCCCGAGAUCCGGCGGGUGCCGCUCGAGCAGCUCUGUCUCGCCGUGCGCGCCAUGGGCAUCCGCGACAUCGGCCACUUCCUCUCGCGUGCGCCGACGCCGCCCGAAGCCACGGCGGUCGAGGGCGCCAUCGGCAUGCUGCGCCGCAUGGGCGCGCUCGACGGCGACGAGCUGACCGCGCUGGGCCAGCAGCUGGCCAUGAUCCCCGCCGACCUGCGCUGCGGCAAGCUGAUGGUCUACGGCGCCAUCUUCGGCUGCCUCGACGACUGCGUCACCAUCGCCGCCGUCCUGAGCACCCGCAGCCCCUUCCUGUCGCCGCCCGACAAGCGCGAUGACGCCAAGCAGGCCAAGAUGCGCUUCGCCCGCGGCGACGGCGACCUCCUCACCGAUCUGCGCGCCUAUCAGGAGUGGGACGCCCUGGUGGUCGACCGCUCCGUCCCGCAGCGCCGCGUCCGCCAGUGGUGCGACGAGAACUUUCUGUCCUUCCCGACCCUCUCCGACAUCGCCUCCACGCGAUCGCAGUACUACACCUCCCUUUCCGAAAUGGGCAUCAUCCCUCCAUCAUCAUCGCCCUCAUCAUCGUCAGUUCCAACAACAACAACUUCUUCUUCCACCCCGCUGCUCCGCGCCCUCACCGCCUCGGCCUUCUCCCCGCAGAUCUGCCGCAUCCAGUUCCCCGACAAGAAGUUCGCCACCUCGGUCUCGGGCGCCGUCGAGCUCGACCCGGAGGCCAAGACCAUCAAGUACUUUUCCGAAGACCACGGCCGCGUCUUCAUCCACCCGUCCAGCACCCUGUUCGACAGCCAGGGGUUCUCGGGCAAUGCCAGUUUCCUGAGCUAUUUCACCAUGAUGAGCACCAGCAAGGUGUUUAUUCGGGAUUUGACGCCAUUCAACGCCUACACCCUCCUCCUCUUCGCCGGCUCGGGCAUCACCCUCGACACCCAGGGCCGCGGCCUGCUCGUGGACGGCUGGCUGCGCUUGCGCGGCUGGGCCCGCAUCGGCGUGCUGGUCUCGCGUCUCAGGGGGGUCAUUGAUCGGCUGAUUGAGCGGCGGGUGGAAGGCAGCACAUCAUCAUCAGCAGCAGGAGCAGCAGGAGGUGCGAGUGAGAGCGAGAUCAUCAGGCUCGUGACGCGGCUCAUUGAGCUGGAUGGGCUUGACGCUUGAUGUGGGGUCGGUCUUAAUGCAUAUAUAUGCGCGUGUAGUAUGGUAUAGAAGAGAAGAAGGAUGGUGAGCAUGACGGUAGAAAUGACUAUGGUAGAUUAUAGUGUGGUACGUGGUGGUGGUGGUGUGAGGAAAAGCCAUCGGAAUCUAGAUGCAUGCGUACAUGGGAUACCGUA
Molecule: messenger RNA, 4492 nt
Organism: Chaetomium strumarium
Lineage: Eukaryota; Fungi; Ascomycota; Sordariomycetes; Sordariales; Chaetomiaceae
Product: P-loop containing nucleoside triphosphate hydrolase protein
Exons: 2
Coding region: 87-4319 (1410 amino acids)
Cellular component (GO): intracellular anatomical structure
Molecular function (GO): ATP binding; protein binding; helicase activity
Source: RefSeq, a predicted model, not a curated record